GCAUGUCUCUAGCCACCAUCGUCCCGUUCUGGGUCCUUUCAUAAUAACAACAUGGCUGCGUUGUACGGAGGCAGACACCGGUGGAAAAGGAUUAAUUGUUUGCACAUAUUUUCAAGAAAACUGACAGGGAAGUACGACUAUGACUUGUUGGUUAUUGGUGGGGGCUCUGGAGGUCUUGCCUGUUCCAAAGAAGCGGCACAACUGGGACAGAAAGUGGCUGUGUUAGAUUAUGUGGAACCAUCUGCCAAAGGUACCAAGUGGGGUCUUGGUGGUACGUGCGUUAAUGUGGGAUGCAUUCCUAAGAAGCUCAUGCAUCAGGCUGCUUUACUUGGGACUGCUGUCAAAGAUGCUAAGAAGUAUGGCUGGCAGAUCCCAGACACAAUCUCCCACGACUGGCCCACCAUGGCUGAGGCCGUUCAAAACCACGUCAAGUCGCUAAAUUGGGGCCACAGAGUUCAACUGCAGGACAAGAAGGUGAAAUAUAUGAACCUUAAAGGAAGUCUGGUGGAUGAGCACACUGUGAGAGGACUGAGUAAAGCAGGGAAGGAGACCGUCCUGACUGCCAAGAACAUUGUGAUCGCCACAGGUGGACGGCCCAAAUACCCCACUAAUAUUCCUGGAGCAGCGGAGCAUGGCAUCACCAGUGACGACAUAUUCUGGUUGAAGAAGUCUCCUGGAAAAACACUUGUGGUCGGAGCCAGCUAUGUAGCUCUGGAGUGUGCAGGCUUUCUCAAAGGCAUUGGCUUGGACACCACAGUGAUGGUUCGCAGCAUCGCCCUCCGGGGUUUCGAUCAGCAAAUGGCAAGCCUAGUGACAGACUACAUGGAAGCCCAUGGGACCAGGUUCGCAUGGAAAUCUGUCCCAAACAGAGUAGACAAACUUUCCUCAGGAGCCCUGCAGGUCACCUGGACUGACACCCAGACAGGGAGCGAGCACAAGGACACAUUUGACUCCGUGUUAUGGGCAGUUGGUAGAGCUCCUGAAACCAAAGCCCUGGGCCUAGACAAGCUUGGUGUUCAGCUCAACAAAGAGACGGGGAAAAUAGUCGUAGGUCCUGAUGAGUCAACCUCUGUGCCAAACAUCUACGCUUUCGGUGACAUCGGUGAGGGGCGUCCUGAGUUGACCCCGACAGCCAUUAAAGCUGGAAAGCUUCUGGCUCACAGACUGGCCGGUCAAAGCACUGAACUCAUGAACUACGACAACGUGCCCACCACAGUGUUCACCCCUCUCGAGUACAGCUGUGUAGGUUUGUCUGAGGAAGAGGCUGAGAAAAGGCACGGAAAAGAUGGAAUAGAGAUCUACCAUGCUUUCUACAAGCCCCUAGAAUUCACUGUUGCAGAGCGUGAUGCCAGCCAGUGUUACAUAAAGGUGGUAUGUGAGCAGGGUGGCAAUGGGAAGAUCCUGGGUCUGCACUUCACUGGUCCAAAUGCUGGAGAAGUUGCACAGGGCUUUGCUAUGGGCUUCCAGUGUGGGGCGACAUAUUCUCACCUGAUACAGACAGUUGGAAUCCACCCCACUUGUGCAGAGGAGGUGGUCAAGGUCCACAUCACUAAGCGCUCUGGCUUGGACGCCACAGUAACUGGCUGCUGAGGUUAAGCACCUCGGUCUCUGAACACACAGUGAGCACGCAGGAUCCUCGGGGUGAAAGCAGAAAGUUAGUUAGCCUAGGUUUAUCCUCCUCGUUCUCCUCCUAGCUCUCCAUUUCUAGAGGGCCCGCUGUUUACUCCGCUGAAACCUGUGAAUCAAUGUCUCUUCAUAGGCUGGUGAUGCAGGUUAUCUUCACUGACACACCAAGUGAUAACCGCAACUGUUAUCAUACAAUCUACACAAACGUUGUGUACAUGCUGUAAAAUCACCCAGCUAUAGAUGUGAGGUUCAUGAGAGGCCCGCUACAGAGCGAGCGUCUUUUAAAUAAACAGGCUCAUCAAUCAGGAUUACGGCCUGCGGUGAGAGUUUUGUUGAAACCGCACGAGAAAUGUAGACCGGGUCCGAGCGUUCUUCUGAAUAUAUAUAUUCUGCAAAUAUUGUUGUUUCUCUGGCUGUACUUCCUGUCCAUUAGUCUUGUAGGUGACACAUACCAUACACCCCACCCGCCCCCACCGUGACACUGAUGGAUGGCCCCAGGGCCUUCGCCACAGCGACACAGUUCCAUUUCCCAUGGACACACACAAAUAGUCGACGGGGCGCCUGUCAGUCAGCCAGCAAACUCCUGGGCCAGGGCACCCCUGCUUGUUUAGGGCCCAGCAGAGUCCUUUCGUUUUCCCUUCUGUGCACUCCACCAUCUACAUGCAUGGAAGCAGUGCAGUGGAACUACCAGUGCAUGCUGUCAAAAGCUGUAUGGAUGCCACAUCCCAGGCACGGAGAGCUCUAGCUAUGAAUUAGAGUGCUGUGAGUGAGAGCUUUAUUACAGCUGCAAUACUCAGCCUCACCCAGAGGCGGCACUGUUGUACUCCAAUUCUCCCCCCCUUUUUUUUUCUUUUUUUUUUUUUUUUUUUUUUUUUUUUUUUUUUGAGAGGAGCCAAGAAUGAAAGACAGGAUAGUCAGUGGAUAAAACAUAAACCUGAAUACAUUCAGGCUGCACAUUUAAUCCCUUUAAUCCCUAUAAAAGAUAUGUGCUUUUGGAUGAAGCUGGAAGGCAGACUGGCUUUAUUGGAGCCAAGCUGAUAAGGGUUAUCUGUUGUGUAUUUACAUGGAUGGCAGGUUAGUUCUCAAGAGUCAUCACCUUUGAAGAUAAGGUGAGUUGUUUAUAUCAAUAAAGCAGUAAUGGACCCCCACAGCCAAAGUUUUCAAGUUUUCAACCUGCUGCCUGCCGUAGACAUCUUGGGUUUAUUAAGUAGAUGAGGAGGGAGGAGGACUGUCAAUAAAGAGGCUUUGCUACAGAAAUGGAGGUGCCUAAGAGGAGGCUGCUCAGGGUAGUUUAUUUUUAUUUGAAGUCUAAUCUGCCCAGUCUGAUUAAUGAUUCCGAUGAGGGGAGUGACAGCGUGCCAGGAGAUGGAGAGAUGAAAAAGAAAGAAGGAGAGAGAGCUUCCAGGUUUAUUUGGACCCGGACUGGAGGAGAGAGCGAGAGAGAAGUGAGCUUCUGCCCUGGUUAGGGA
Oreochromis aureus is the source of this 3095-nucleotide messenger RNA. RefSeq names its product thioredoxin reductase 2, tandem duplicate 2 (gene txnrd2.2). The record is from RefSeq and is a predicted model, not a curated record. Gene Ontology annotation, biological process: cell redox homeostasis; glutathione metabolic process; cellular response to oxidative stress. The transcript is spliced from 17 exons. Gene Ontology annotation, molecular function: thioredoxin-disulfide reductase (NADPH) activity; glutathione-disulfide reductase (NADPH) activity; flavin adenine dinucleotide binding. NCBI's taxonomy places the organism in Eukaryota, Metazoa, Chordata, Actinopteri, Cichliformes, Cichlidae. The coding region runs from base 52 to 1590 and encodes 512 amino acids. Gene Ontology annotation, cellular component: mitochondrion; cytosol.